AUACUCCACGUGUUGUAUAACACAGGUUUAUGGUUAUAAUUUCAAUAGUUUUAACAAUAAUAUAUUUGACUUUAUUAAUUAUGAAAUUGUAUAAAACCUAAAAUAUAUCGAAUAAUUAGAUACCCAACAUGAAUAUCUAACGUUUCAAAGUAAAAUAUACAAAUUUUAUAGUUAGGUUCAUCUUCCGUAUAAGUUAUUGUAAGGAAGUAUAAAUAAGCUAUUCAGAGCUUCUGGUAAUAGUAGAAUUUAUAUAAAAGGGAAAAAAACAAAAAUUACGCUCUAGGAAGGCCAAAGCUUUUUUGAGAUUUCAGAUAGUGGAGUACUACACUGGAGCUUCGUAAAUGAACAUAUAUUUUAUAAAUCUGAGGGUUCUUUUUUUAGGUUAUAUUUUAAAUUUCAAGCGGCUUAAAAUUUAAAAUAAAAGUGGCUGUAUUUGACAUUAUUCUUAGCUUUUAGGUGUAAACAAUGAUUUCAACUUCUAGAGGUUUAUAUAGAGUUGUAGUUCAACAAAAAAUUCUCACUAAUGUUAGUAACGUUGCUCGAACUAUAUCUACAAGACAGAAAUCCUACACACCAGUUAAUACAGUCGUUAUGUUUGUCCCCCAACAAGAAGCAUGGAUAGUGGAACGAAUGGGAAAAUUUCACAGAAUACUUGAACCAGGUUUAAACGUAUUGAUUCCUAUUAUAGACAAAGUAAAAUAUGUACAAAGCUUGAAGGAAAUAGCUGUAGAUAUUCCCAAACAAAGUGCUAUAACAUCAGAUAAUGUUACCCUAAAUAUUGAUGGUGUAUUAUAUCUAAGAAUCAUUGAUCCUUAUUUAGCUAGUUAUGGUGUAGAAGAUCCAGAGUUUGCUAUAACACAAUUAGCUCAAACUACUAUGAGAUCUGAGUUGGGGAAGAUUUCAUUAGAUAAAGUAUUUCGUGAAAGGGAAAAUUUAAACGUCUCAAUUGUCGAUUCAAUAAAUAAAGCUAGUGAAGCAUGGGGUAUGACCUGUCUCAGAUAUGAAAUUAGAGAUAUUAAACUACCUCCCAGAGUUCAAGAAGCAAUGCAGAUGCAGGUAGAAGCUGAAAGAAAGAAAAGGGCAGCUAUUUUGGAAUCUGAAGGAGUGAGAGAAGCAGACAUUAAUGUUGCUGAAGGAAAAAGAAAAGCUCGUAUUUUAGCAUCAGAAGCCGAAAGACAAGAACAAAUUAAUAAGGCGGCUGGUGAGGCUGCUGCAAUAUUAGCUGUAGCAGAAGCUAGAUCCGGAGGUUUGAAAUUAGUAGCUGAAGCUCUUCAAAAAGAUUUAGGUCCUAACGCUGCUUCUCUUAGUAUUGCAGAGCAAUAUAUCACCGCAUUUAAUAAAUUAGCUAGGACAAAUAAUACUUUAAUUUUGCCUGCAAAUACCGGUGAUGUUUCCAAUUUAGUUUCACAGGCAAUGAGUAUAUAUUCCACAAUUACAAAAUCACAACAAGUUCCUAAAAAAAUCCCUGCAAAUACAAAAGAAAUACCUGUCACCAAAGAACAGCGUUUUGAAGAUCUUGCAGAAUUGUACAGUGAUGAAGAAGACCUAAGUCUGGUCAAGCAAAAAAGUGUGUUAGAUUUUGAUCCUUUAAAAAAAAUGAAAUGAUUCUAGUUUAGUCAAAUGAUUUUUAUUUUUUGGUACUACCACAAUGUGAAGCUAUAAAAGUAAAAGGAUUUUCUUGAAAUAAGUCACCGAUAAUUAAAAGUUGGCUACAAAAUAUUUUAAAGAUUUUUUAGAUGCAUUAGUUUAAAAGGAACCAGUUUUUUGUAGUGUUUUGCUUUCUGCAGUCAGCUUUGAUAAUCAGAUUCACAAAAGAUCGUUACUUUCCAUGAUAUAUUUCUGUUUUUAGUAAUUGUUUUAUAAUAAACCAUUGCCAAGAGGUAUUUCUAUUGGUAAUCUUCAUGAAACCUCUCAAGAAAACCCAAUAAUUGUUUUUUUGUCAAUCAUCUAUCAAUAAAUUAAAAGUGAUAUAUUAAAAAACCGUUAAAAAUUCACAUUCAGCAACUUUUCUUUUGUACUUUCAACACAAAGUUAUGGAAAUCUUUAAAAGAAAUGAAUUUGUGUUAUAGAGAAGAUUCACAAUCAUAUCCGGGUUGCAAUCAAGUGUUACUAAAAUAAAUAUGAGCGAAAUGAUUAUUAUGAAUCCAGGAAUUUUUCGAUACAUGAAUAUAAUAAAUUAGUAGUCAUUUUCUUGAUUAGUACGCCCACAUUUUUUGGUUUAUAUAAGUUUAGUUGGGGAAUACAGAUCAGGUUCCACAUUCUCUUUGAAAUUUCUUUUCAUAAUUGUUGGUUAUUUGAACAGAAUUAUAUCCUUACUUAUAUAUAAGUUCCAAAUUUUUUUUUCAAUUAGUCUGUUAGUCUGUAUUGAAAUUUCCAACUUAUAUUUGUUUGUAAACUAUAUCAUUUAUGUGUAAAUGUGAAUAAAUUUAUAAAAACAAAAUAUAAUAUUGAUACAAUAAUGUUUUUAUAAAACUUUUGUUUCAGCAAAGUUUUUUAAUCUAUUCAUUUGUGUUAAUUGAAUCAAAUUUUCUAGUAGGUAAUUAUUGUGGCCACUAUUGUACCACGAUGUAUUUUAAAUAAAUAUUUUUAUUAAAAACUGAUCUGAGAAAAUAAUAAAAAUCGACCAAGAUUUGAAAUAUUGGGAAGUUUUUUUUGAUUUUAAGAUUUUUUUUGAUAAUUUAGAUGAUAAUUACACAUAAAUUAAUAAUUCAUAAACAACUGUCUGUAAAAUGGGAUGUGGUGGUUGUUUGUUCAGAAAACUAAAAAUACUUUGUAUAGUUGAACUUGCUUUGUAUAAAACAAAACAAUACGGUUAUGUAUAAAAAAAACAUCUUAGGUCGCCUACUAUUGGGCAACCAAAAGUGGAAUGCAUUCGAAUUAACUACGAGGGUGAAUGAUCAAGUAUUACUGCAAUUAAACCUUAUAAUUCUAAUUUUUUAUGUCGAUUUCCAAUUGUUUUUAUAAAUUCUACUUAAUAUCAUGUAAUUUUCAAGUUGUUUACAUUCACACUAAAGAAAACCCCUUUGCUGUAUCCUUGACCUGGGAACUUAUUAACCUAUAAAGGUCCUCAAAUGAACUUAACUUGUCUUUGUGGUCCAUAAUCUAAUUCCAAAUCGUGGUUAUGUGGUUUACUGGAAUCUAUUUGAAGAUUAUCAUAAUUUUUUUUCUUAAAAUUGAUAAUUAGACUUUAUAGUAGUUAUUGUUUAAUAGGUAUCAUAUUAUUUCUUCUUCGUAAUUGAAAAUCCUUGGUUGAAGGUAUAAUUUAUUAUUUACACAUAAAUUAAUAAUUCAUAACCAACUGUUAGUUGUCGAACAGAUGUAGAAAGAGUCAUCAAAAGUAUCUACUGCAAUUAAACCUUAUAAUUCUAGUUUCUGUUCAAAUUUUUUAUGCUUUUAUUUAUUCUACCCUAUAGCAUGUCGUUUUGAAGUUAUUUACAUGCACAUUGUAAGAAAUUUCAUUGUUAAAUCCUCGAUUUUAGAAGUUUUUAUCCUAUGAAGAUCCUCAAAUCAACUUUAUUCGUCCUCAAAGUCCAUAACAUAAUUCCAUAUUGUGGUCAGGUGCUUUGCUGGAAUCUAUCUGAAGACUAUAAUCAUUUUCUUCUUCAAGUUAAAUAAGGAUCAUAGUAUUUCUUCUUUGUCAUUGAAAAUCCAUAAUUGGAGGUACAAAUACAACAUUCUUUCAAGUUUAAAGUAUUAUUUAACUUGAUUUCAUUAUAUUAUAGGGUUUUGAAAAAUUUUUACUUGAAUGUUGUUGAAAAAAACCAAUGAAGAGGAAAACCUAAAUAAUAAAACAUGUUAAAAAUAAAUAUUUAAUACAAACAUAAAAAUUAUCGAGUAUUUAGGAUACAGAUAUUUGGUCUCUUCUUUUUCUUUUUUUUUUUUUGGAACAGCUUACAACUACCAGAUCUAAAUAAUUAUCGACAUAUAGAAUCUCACUCUAUAGCAUCGCUAUAGUAUACAUAUAAAAAAUUUUAUAUCAAAUAUAGGAAAUAUAAAUUAUAUCUAAUGAGA
Molecule: messenger RNA, 4011 nt
Organism: Diorhabda sublineata
Lineage: Eukaryota; Metazoa; Arthropoda; Insecta; Coleoptera; Chrysomelidae
Gene: Stoml2
Product: stomatin-like protein 2, mitochondrial
Exons: 5
Coding region: 466-1605 (379 amino acids)
Cellular component (GO): membrane
Source: RefSeq, a predicted model, not a curated record